Colletotrichum aenigma is the source of this 1008-nucleotide messenger RNA. RefSeq lists its product as uncharacterized. NCBI's taxonomy places the organism in Eukaryota, Fungi, Ascomycota, Sordariomycetes, Glomerellales, Glomerellaceae. The record is from RefSeq and is a predicted model, not a curated record. The transcript has 3 exons. The coding region runs from base 1 to 1008 and encodes 335 amino acids.
AUGUCCCAUGAAUGGUGUCCUCGCGUUGACUGCACGAAAGAAAACGUUUCAAGUAUUCAGCCCUACGCCGACAUAUCAGGCAAUGGGGUGGUGAUUGGAUUCUUUGGGACGGCCUAUUUUGUUUUACUUUUGGUGAUUGCAGACUACGUCCGGGCGUUCGAUCCGGACGAAGACCCAUUUCAAACUUACGCAAAGCACGGCAAACCUUCGGGUGUGGUACGAUGGCAUCCGAACCCUGUUGAUGACCGCCUCCUCAAAUCCUUUCGGAAAACAUGGCAUCUCCCACUCAAUGGGUCCCGUCGCUUUCGCGCAGCAUUCAACGAGUCUAUCAUUACCAUGUGCGAUAUUCAAGUUGUAACCGGUCUGGGUAUACUCAUAACCAGUUAUAUCCUCCUCCCAUGUGGACUGGAUGCAUACCACUGGCAACUCGCAGUCUACAUAGCCUGGUUUUCUGCAGUAACACACUUGUCUGGACUAACGGUUCUUCGAACGCACCUCAACACGUACGUUUGGGCAAAAUAUGUACGAUUCAGUCUCAUGCUUUCACUCCUCGUGCUGCUGGUCGUCGGAAUGGUGCCCACUGGGUUCUUUUCUCAACUUUCCGCGCCUGCAGUGUGCUAUUUCAAGCAAGAUACUGGCACCUUCAGAAAGGGCGACAAAGCGCAACAGGACCAGAAAUGGCAGGCUAUGGUUCUUUCCGUCUUCCUCCUCAUUUUUGGGUUCGUCAGCCGGUCCGUGAAAUUGUUCCGUCCCCUUUCGGCGAGUCUCAGUGGCAAAUUAAGACAACCAGUUGGAAGCUGGGCCAAGAAGAUGUUGAGGAAUCUCGCAAAGCCUCAUUCAUCCAAUGCGCAUCUCGAGUCCCUGAGAACUAAGCUGGUCUUUAAACCAAUAUUGGCGGCAUUCUUCAUGUUCCGUCUUAGCUUCGACUUGUACAGCUCUACACUAUUUGAAGUAAGCACCAUCACCGAUUGCGUAGCUUGUUGGCUGAUUCAUGGCGGUCACUGCUAG